Messenger RNA from Dacryopinax primogenitus, 876 nucleotides. RefSeq lists its product as uncharacterized. The transcript is spliced from 5 exons. The coding region runs from base 1 to 876 and encodes 291 amino acids. NCBI's taxonomy places the organism in Eukaryota, Fungi, Basidiomycota, Dacrymycetes, Dacrymycetales, Dacrymycetaceae. The record is from RefSeq and is a predicted model, not a curated record.
AUGCCCGCCACAUUUGGCGGCAUACCGACAAUGACCGUCGAUGUGCCCGUCUGCUCAGUCUUGAUUGCAUGCUAUGCGUCCUUAGCUGCCACGCACCUGACUAUCUACAUCCGCAACCGAAGAAGAAAACGCUACUUCCGACCGAGCGUGCUUUUGUUCGCUUUCUGCAUGGCUCGAAUCGUUACUCUGUCUCUGCGGAUUGCAUGGGCAUGCCAUCCCACCAACCCAAAGCUUGCUCUCGCAUCGGGAAUAUUCCUCGCGGCUGGUGUCCUUCUCGUCUGGAUUAUCAACCGCAUCUUCGCAACAAGGGCACUGAGUGAAUACCACCCUUGGGUAUACCGCCAGCCGUUCAAGUUUUUCAUAACACAGCUUCCCUACAUAAUUGUCUUGUGUUUCCUUCCCAUGAUGAUUACCGUCGUCGUCUUACAAUCGCAGAACCCUAGUCCCAGUACUAUGCGGGCAGACAACAUCAUUCUGAAGGUCGCACUCGCGUAUUUCGUGGCGUUCACCUUUUCGCCCUUUGUUGUGUUCUUCUGGAUAUACAUCGUUCCGCCCCACAGAACCAAGGAAGAGGUGUACGAGUUGCAGCGACGGUUUGGCACAGGAAAGACCACCAAAAAAAUGGCAGUAAUUGCUCUCGCUACCGCGCUACUUGUGACCGAAUUGUGUUUCCGAGUCGCUACCAGCCUGCAAACUUUCCCCGUGACAGACGCCCCUGGAUAUUAUGGCAAACCAACGUUCUAUAUCGUCAUUUACGGCUUCGAAAUCUUGGUCCUCACUCUGUAUGCUGCUGCAAGGGUAGACAAGCUGUUUUAUUCAUACGGACCGCAUGAAACCCUUCCCGAGGAGAACGAGACGAUGGCGGAGAUGUCAUGA